AUGUAAACAAAUCGAAAGUGUUCAAUUAUUUGGACCAAGGCUGACAAAAUAAGGUUUCUCUGUCGUAAUCUCCUUAAUUCAAGUUAUUCUUGGAGGCUGAAAAUGAUUGAAUUAAUGGAGUGACUUAGCAUAGCAAAAAGUGCAGCUGAAUGCUGCUUGCAGCGUAAUCCACGAUCUCUGAUUCAGCUGUCAUUGCAACAACAACACAAUGCUAACUUUAACCGAGUUAUCGAGGUAACAAAGCGUUAAAAUACGUGGUCAAUAGCAGAUUAAACACCUUUCCCACCUGCUGAUGGCGUUUGCUGUAUGAUGUCUGACUGUCCCAUGUUAAUUCAUAAACGUGAAAGAUAACCUACCGUACAAUGUCAAAUGGGAAGAGUUUGCCAAACUUUGGCACACUGGUUCGCGUGGAUGAACCAGACGACGAGACUGUCGCAGCGCCAAGAGCUGUGAUCAGGAAGAGUCAGUCACAACAUGAUCUCAAAGAAACCGUCAAGGGUGAUGUGCAAAGUGAUGACCAACAAGAUGAGAAUUACGUAUUAUUUUGGGUGAACAAGAAUGGAUUUCCUGUAGAUUCGCAAACAUGGGAGCGAAUGUGGGAUCAUGCGGCCAAAAUACAUCCUAAUGGACAGGGCAUGAUGCAGAAAAUACGGUUUGCAAAUGAUUUAACACAUGUGCCUAUUCCCCAACCUCCAACAACCUUUACUCCAACGACAACAAUAUUUGAAAAGCUGGAAUUAAUUCAAGACUACAUGACUCAGCUACAAUAUAAUCACACUGGUACACAGUUUUUUGAGAUUCGCAAGAAUAGACCUUUGUGUGGUCUGAUGGAUGUUGCUAAGGACAUGAUCAAGGAGGCUUUACCAAUCAAAUGCUUGGAGGCAGUUAUAUUGGGAAUAGCUUUGACGAAUGGGAUGAUGGGUGUUGAGAGAUUUCCCAUCGGGUUCAAAACUGCAUUCAUGGGAACUGUCCACAGACAUGUUGUUUUGGGUGUCUACAGUGGUGGUAACUGGGGAGCCCUGGGUAUGAGUCGCAGAGACAACCUCAUGUACAAGCCUCUGGCUUAUAAGAAUUUGUCUGAUUUGAUUAUUGACUUUGAACAGUCCUAUCAGAAAUACAUGCAUUCUGUGAGAAAGGUGAAAAUUGGUCUUCCCAUUCCCCAUGAUCCUCACAGCUAUGUUGGAAUACCAUGGAAGGGUUUGAGUCUGAACAUGGCAAAGUUGACCAGAAAGGACAUGGUGAAGGAUGUGGAUAGGCAUGGCAGGGAAAUCAAAAAUUCAGCCAAAUCUUGGAUGUCCACGUACUCUCCAAGGAAGACUGUCACAGACAGUUCCCCUUACAUAAACCACAAACAGGCGGUGCAGAGAUCAAAAACAAUGGUGCACAGUCCCACCAAAAGACAGGAUGACUCCAGGCAGUCCAGAGAUGACAGUGCCACGUCAUCAUCAGCAGGAGUAUCUGGCAAGCAAAGGGCCAGCUAUGAUUAUCAAGUUAGAGUAUAAUUUAUAAGUGCAUUGUCAAUAUAUAGGACAGGUUCUGUUAUCCAUAUCGGUUUAUUGAAAGUGCAAACAUGACCAUUUCAGAAUGGUUUGAUAUUGUUUUCUUGUGUGGACAUGAACUGGAACCAGAAUGUAAAAAGACUGCCUGAAUUUUUGGUCUCAAGUAUUGAGCAUCAUAAUAUAUGUACAGUUGUUUCAUGCACAGAACUCUUAUCAUCACUCUUUACUUCUUCAUAACCAAUCAGUACUUUUGUACUUUAUUUUUUGUGUAUUAUUUUUAAACCUUUAUAGUUGUUUUAUUAACUCAUCAGUGUAUUGUUGUGUAAAACAAAGGCUACAUCACAAAUACAGUCUGCUUGUGAUUUUAACUUAUAUCAUGUGCAAAAGAUAUUUAUGAUUUUCCUUAUAGCCCUAUGUUUAUAUUUUGUCGGCAUCCUUUAAGGUGGUUUUAACAGGGUAUUUAUGUAGGGCCCCAGUUGAAUAUUUUGUAGGUGUAUGAAUGAUAUUAAUGUGUACAUGAUUUGUGGUAUGAUUAAGUAUACUUUGUCAUCCAUAAAAAUAAAUGGAAUGACUGUGAUAUGAUAUGCUGUGAUUUUUAUGUGAUGAAAUGAUAUUUUACACUUCUCAGCUGCGUUUUACCCCGGUUGUGUUCACAUGUUUAUUGUGAUGUUUGUUUUAAUCUCUGCUGGUUUUGGUACAUCUUUGUUAGAUGUCUGCAUCAGUUUUUUUUACCUCUGUAACUGCAGUGUCAUUGGGUUAUAUACUGUGAAAAAAUAAGUGAUUAUACAUAAGAUGUAGAAUAAGCCGGAUUUUUGUUCCUUAUUUCUGCACGGAUUUUAUCCUUUUGGAUCCAUUUUGUUUAAAUAUUU
This is a messenger RNA of Liolophura sinensis, 2368 nucleotides long. RefSeq names its product tubulinyl-Tyr carboxypeptidase 2-like. Gene Ontology annotation, cellular component: cytoplasm. Gene Ontology annotation, biological process: regulation of angiogenesis. NCBI's taxonomy places the organism in Eukaryota, Metazoa, Mollusca, Polyplacophora, Chitonida, Chitonidae. The transcript is spliced from 10 exons. Bases 363 to 1502 code for a protein of 379 amino acids. The record is from RefSeq and is a predicted model, not a curated record.